ACUUUUUUGUCUAUGAAUGACGGCAUAGUGAGGUGAAGUUCUACUGCAAUUUCCGAAUUUCCAAAUCGCAUAUUCUUGUAUUAUAUACAGUAGUGUCGUGUAUAAGAGAUUUAUUUAUGCUUACUUAUUCAAUAUUCAAUCGAACGUUGAAUCUUCGAUAUUGUUUUGGUUUCCAUUUAAAACAGCACUUAAAUAAUUGUUAAAAUGCUACAACCAAAAGAUAGUUUUGAUAUGAAAUCAUGUCGUAUAUGUUUGACAACUAAGAAACCUUUAUGUCCUCUCUUCAAAUAUAAAUUGUCAGGAAAUUAUGCAGAAAUGUUAACAGCAGUCGCUGAUGUAAAGGUUGUAGCAAAUGAUGGACUACCUGAGUGCAUAUGUCACAAAUGUUGUUCAGCAUUGGAAAAGGCAUAUAUGCUUAAAACUGUUGCAGAAAGAUCAGACAAGAAGCUUAGAAAGAUACUUGCAAGAAUAAAUUCACAAGCACCAACAAAGAAAAUAGCUUUUGAUUCUUUUACCGACAUCAAAAGUGAAAUUGGACCACUUGCAGUCAAAUCUGAGCCAAAGUGGGAAAUGGAAAUUGAUAUGAAAUACAAUGACAAUUCCACUAAACCUAUAGAAACUAUAGAUAUGAAGGAUAUAGUUAUAGCAAACACAGUGAUUAGAAAAGUGGAUGCAAAUACUGAAGAAACAAAAACUAAUAUAGAUGAUCAAGUAGAUUUAACAUGGCGGUCAACAAAAGUAUCUUCUGAUCCUGUUGUUGAUCUUGAUGCCGAAUAUCUUGAUGAUGAUAUCUUCCAGGAUGACGACGAUGAUGCUGAUUAUAUACCUCCUACUGAAAAGCAAAAAAAUAAAUUUAAAAAACCAAAAUUAUCUGAUAUUAAAGUUUUUAAAGGUAAAAAGCCAAUUGUGAGAAAAGUAAAAGUACUAAAAAGUUUUAGAGAUGAAUUUGAAAAUGUUUCUAAUAGAGCUAGCAAGACUAGCAGUGAUUCUAAAUCAAAGUCAACUACAAUGAUAACAUGUUAUCCAAUCAUGAAAAAUGGUUCAAGAGGCCCACCCAUACUUUUGAAGAGACCAAAAGAUGCUACUAUAUUAAAAGUUCAUGCAAAUUAUAAAGUGAGGAAUUCCACUUCAGAUGAUACAAGUAAAACUGUGCGUCGAGAUAAACCAAUUAGGAUGGUGAGGUCCGCAAAACCCAUAGUGAAACAAAGAGAAAAGAUGGUUUGUCCUAUUUGUGGAAUACUUACGUUUACACUUGGCAACCAUAUAUCCACACAUCAAGAGAAAAAGAGGUAUUCAUGUACCCAGUGCUCUAGAACAUUUGCUCAAAAAGGGAAUUUGCUAGUCCAUAUGAAACAACAUACAGGAAUAAAAGAUCAUAUCUGUGAAGUUUGUGGUGCUGGCUUCUAUUCCCAGAAGUCUUUGGUUAGACAUAAUCUUAUUCAUAAAGGAGAGAGACCUUUCCCAUGUAAUCUCUGCACUAAGAAAUUUAUAGCUGCUGCACCGUUGCGACGCCAUAUGUUGAUACACACAGGAGAAAAAAAAUUCAGUUGUGGGUACUGUGCUAGAGAAUUUAGACAAAGUCACCACCUACAAAAUCAUGUGCUCAUCCAUACUGGUGCUAAGCCUUUUUCUUGCGAGGUGUGCAACGUAGCUUUCAGUUAUAAAGUCAAUUUGAAUAACCAUGUAUUUAAAGUUCAUGGUAUAAAUUUGAAAUUUAAAUCUAUUCACACUGUCACUGAAGAAGUGUUACGGCGUGAAAUGGGUUUAGUGAACGAAACUCGUGAAGCUAUUUCACACAUCAUGCCCCAACUAAGCGAAGCUCCAACGCCCGCCGCUCACGAGACUGUCUCCCAUCACGGCACUGAUUAUACAGUUUAAUUUAUAAAUGGCCAAAAUGUUGUUUAAAUGUAUCAAAAUUAAAACUGUCUUUCAUGAAAUUACGUUCUAUGUAUUUUGAGUUAAAAAGUAUUGUUUCUGGUCAUUAUUGUUUUUAAAUUUGUUACAUACAAUGUAAGUUAGUUUCUAUAUUAAACAGUAAAUAAUA
Molecule: messenger RNA, 2044 nt
Organism: Galleria mellonella (greater wax moth)
Lineage: Eukaryota; Metazoa; Arthropoda; Insecta; Lepidoptera; Pyralidae
Product: zinc finger protein 813-like
Exons: 9
Coding region: 205-1878 (557 amino acids)
Biological process (GO): regulation of transcription by RNA polymerase II
Cellular component (GO): nucleus
Molecular function (GO): RNA polymerase II cis-regulatory region sequence-specific DNA binding; DNA-binding transcription factor activity; zinc ion binding
Source: RefSeq, a predicted model, not a curated record